GGAUGAAGAUUUUCCGAUCAGUACUCUGCGGCCGAUUAUCAGUGGCCGCGCGCCAAAUGGCGUCCUCUAGGGUCACGGCGUCGAAUGCCACAGUCUCCCGCCGCCACGUGUGCAUUCUAGAUCGUUCCAGCAGUGAGCGGCGAGAGUGGAUGCCACGUGGCCCGCCGGCAUUGGCAGUUGCGCGAUCUUAUGAUUGUCCAUCGGCAUCGGCGAUGCCGCACAGGUCUACAUGCUCGAUUCCAAGCAGGUGGGCAUGGUCGUCGCCGCACAAGCACGCGACAUGUUGGUUGUCGCACAGCUCGAGGCGAUGUUGGCGGUGGUCACACAACUCGCGAUGGCGAUCGUCGUCGUCGUUGGACACGUCGUCGCCGCACAAGUCCGCAUGGGCCCGGUCGCGAUGGCUGCGGCCAGCCCCCUCACAAACAGCGGUGGAUUGUGCUUGUUAUGCGUGUGUCCAAAUGUCCGUCGUCGGGAUCCCUGGUCAUCGAUGUCUAAUAAUGAAUGGAGGGGGACAAGAGGGCCAGCUGCUUCGCCUGCUCGCCGGAGGCCGCCGUUCCGACGACGCCUGUUCAUGCGCGACGAGAGUGUCACACCAGCUGCAGCUGCGCGAUGAUGGGCGGCGACGCCACUGUCUGUCGCACUCGUCUGCUGAACUUGAGAGCUUUUUUCGCCCAUGGGUUGUUGUUCGGGAUUCACGGAAAUCACUGAGUUCUCUACGACGGCGAGAUGAAUGUCGAUUCUCUUUUUUCUCGAGAAAUGGCGGGAACGGCGCGCUUUGUACAGGAGCUCAUGGAUAUGGCGCGCAGGAGUUGUCCAGGGUUGAGGCGAUGGUGACAACGAGGGACAGCGGAAGAGAACGAGGAGGAGAAGGAGGAGGAGGAGGAGGAGGAGGAGGAAGAGGAGACAGAGGAGAAGAAAGGGAAGGAGGGAAAAGUAGAGGAGAAGCAGAAGAAGGCGGCAAAGAGGGAGAAAGAGAUUACGCCAUCCACGUGUCAACUCCUGACGCUGACGUGGACUGCCUUCUUUUGGAUCUUGUGACGGGGUCGAGGAAGAUAACCGCCAUAGCCCAAACCUUGUGGAAGAGGAUUGCUCGCCCGGGAGACAUCGUCGUCGAUUGCACAUGUGGCAACGGCUUCGACACUCUCUUUCUCGCCCAAUUAGUUGUCCCACCCACCUUCGGCUUGGCAUCGGGCUCACACUCAGACUCAGGGUCGGGGUCGGUCUCAGGGUCGGGAUCAGGGUCGUUGUUGUCAGGACCGGACUCAAGGUCGGGGUCGGGGUCAGGGUCGGGCUCCCCAUCGUGCUCGCCUUCUUCCUCGCCGACACUUUCUCCUUCCCUCUUAUCUGAUUCGUGUGCUUGCCCAUCUGGAUCCGGAUCCCAAUCACAGAUCUCCUCUACAAAGGGGGAUUCGGAUGCAAAUGCUCCUCGUGCUUCCGAUUUGCCCCCUCCAGAUUCUGUGGACGCUCGACACGUGUCCGUCGUUCUGCAGUCUACGACGAGUCCCAAGCAGAAGGAGAAGACGACGCUCGGUGAGAGCUAUAGCCGCAAUAGUUGUAGUUCUAGUGUUACUGCUAGUUCUAGUGGUCAGGGUAGUAGUGCUAGUGUUACAGCUAGUUCUAGUGGUCAGGGUAGUAGUUGGAGUAGCUAUGGUGCAGAGAAUGACGAUAAAAAAAAAAAGGAGGGUAAUGGUGGGAUCCGCCAUAGCCGUUCUUCCUUGGAAGGAGGAGGAGGAGGACACGUGUAUGCUUUCGACAUCCAGCUGGCAGCUAUUGAAAACACGAGUCGUCUUCUUAGGCGGGAGCUCGAUGGAGACCGCCUCUCCAGAGUCCAGCUCAUCCGUGACUGCCAUAGCCGGAUUUCUGAGUACUUGCCGCCAAACUCUGUUAAGCUAAUUACCUUCAAUCUUGGUUACCUUCCAGGAUCUGAUAAGUCGAUAAUCACGACACGUGGCACCACUUUAACCGCCAUCGAAGAGUCGAUGAAAGCUCUUGCGCCACGUGGCGUCAUCUCCAUCAUCGCCUACGUCGGACACGAUGGAGGGAUGGAUGAAUACGAGGCCAUCUGUAGACUGGGAGAGGCUCUGCCCGUCGAAGAUUGGGUUUUCACGCACACUAAUUGGGGCAACAGACCUACAAGUCCACGAUGCCUGCUCAUCUACAAAAGAUAAUACUAGUAAUUAAUUAAUGCUUUUUCCUAUUCAAUUUUCCCCCUUUUCGUUAUUAUUAUUAUUAGUUUAUUAUUAAUUAUAUUAUGUGUAUAAUUUUUACUUAAAUUCAUUUGAUUGAAAUGUAUUCUUUUGUUAUUUUCCAGUGAAUGUUGAAAGGGCUCGUACGAGGAGGGGAAGAAAAUGACUCAUCUGUGUAGGAAUGACAUGGCAGAACGCCAGCUAAAAGAUAUGUGAGGUAAGAGAAAAAUGUGGCUGUCCCCCGAUGAGGAGAAGGCAGCUUAAAAUAUUGAAAAAAAAAAAAAAAAACAUCAACUGCGAAUGCAUGACACGCCGAAAAAAAAAAAAAAAAAAAAAAAACAAACCAAACCAAACCGA
Chara braunii is the source of this 2543-nucleotide messenger RNA. Lineage: Eukaryota; Viridiplantae; Streptophyta; Charophyceae; Charales; Characeae. The record is from the annotation of a GenBank genome assembly.